GCCAUCUCCCACCCGACCUGUUGCGCCGGCCGCCGGGGGGAGGAGAGACACGCCGCCGUCUCGCUUCUUUCCCCUCCCCUCCCCUCCCCUCCCCGCAAGCCGUGCCGCAGCCGAGCGAUCGAGAGUCGGAGGUGGAGGAGGACGAUGUCCAAGUCGUGCAAGGGGCUAGCCAUGGAGCUCGUCAAGUGCCUCAGCGAGACCGACUGCGUCAAGGUGCAGAAGAGGCCGUACAAGGAGUGCGCCGGGGAGAAGGCGCCCAACAUCACCAGCGAGUGCGUCGGCCUGCGGGAGACCUACUUCAACUGCAAAAGGGGCCAGGUUGACAUGCGAGCCCGGAUACGUGGGAACAAGGGGUAUUAAUGUUGUGCAUGUGAACUCCCUAUCCAACUGAAACUUGCAGCCGAAUUGUCACUACAAGCCAUCUUGUGUUUUACAUAUACUCUAGAUCUCCACAGGAUCAUAAUUUAGUUGGUAUGUAUUUUUUCUUCGCCAUAGGAGACAGGAACCAAUUCAGCACACGAGUAGUUUCGGUCGAUGAGAGGGUGCAUCUCUUUAUUGCUGCCUAACCAUUGUCUUCUGGAGAGAAAAAAAAAUGUUUGAUCAUAAUGUAUCUUGUAUGCAAUUUUCUGUUAUGGAACAGAGCUGCAUGACCUUUUUUGUUCUAAAACUCCUCUGAAAGAAGAUUGGGGUGAAACUUUGAA
Hordeum vulgare subsp. vulgare (domesticated barley) is the source of this 701-nucleotide messenger RNA. Its product is annotated as cytochrome c oxidase assembly factor 5. Lineage: Eukaryota; Viridiplantae; Streptophyta; Magnoliopsida; Poales; Poaceae. Bases 145 to 360 code for a protein of 71 amino acids. Gene Ontology annotation, biological process: mitochondrial respiratory chain complex IV assembly. The transcript is spliced from 3 exons. Gene Ontology annotation, cellular component: mitochondrion. The record is from RefSeq and is a predicted model, not a curated record.